Messenger RNA from Acaromyces ingoldii, 1660 nucleotides. RefSeq names its product putative LEU5-mitochondrial coenzyme A transporter-member of the mitochondrial carrier family. Bases 144 to 1589 code for a protein of 481 amino acids. Gene Ontology annotation, biological process: transmembrane transport. Gene Ontology annotation, cellular component: mitochondrial inner membrane. The transcript is spliced from 4 exons. The record is from RefSeq and is a predicted model, not a curated record. Lineage: Eukaryota; Fungi; Basidiomycota; Exobasidiomycetes; Exobasidiales; Cryptobasidiaceae.
UGGCUCCGCAAAACUUCUCCACGUCGCAUUCAUCCAGCGCUCGCUCUCUUCUCACGCACUACAACGCUUCAUCUUGGGAGGAGAAGAGGUAAACGACGCACGGAGCGGCUAGUGCGAGGCGAGCGGACGUACAGACAGGGACGAUGCAGGCCUGCUCUUGUCCGUCGACGUCGGCCUUUACGCUCAACUCCCCCGUGUGGGAUACGACGCAGCCACAGCAGCGAGCAUGGGUCGGGCCGGCUUUUGCUUAUGCGCUCCCGCCGUUGCUGCAGAGCGAAGGCAGAGAUUCAAGAGCCACGACAACGACAUUGCCACCGCGACUUCAGCAGCAGCAGCUCCUCGUUGUCCAGGCAAAAGAUCGACAUCCCCCAGUAUGCGAGACAGAUGAGUUUGGGUCCCCUGCGAGAGCACAAGACGUCAAUGCAACUGGCGGCGGAGACGGAAGCGAAAGAGGGAAAGGCAGAAAGGGAAAGAGUUGGAACUACAUUGUGCGAAGCGGCAUUGCUGGAGGCGUAGCGGGAUGCGUGGCAAAGACGGCCAUCGCGCCUUUAGAUCGAGUCAAGAUCCUUUUCCAGGCACAGAAUCCAGAGUACCAAAAGUACAGCGGCAAGUGGCUCGGCGUCUUCAAGGCCGGCCGAGAGAUCUUCAGAGAGCAGGGCCCCAUGGCCCUCUUCCAGGGACACAGCGCCACACUCCUGCGAAUCUUUCCCUAUGCCGCCAUCAAGUACAUGGCCUAUGACUCGCUGCACUUUGUCCUCAUGCCGACGAAAAAGGACGAAACGGCGGGCCGCCUCUUUCUGGCCGGGUCAGCGUCUGGCGUCUUGUCCGUCUUUAUGACCUACCCCCUCGAACUCAUUCGCGUCCGGCUCGCGUUUGAGACGAAGCGGAAGCGGCAAAAGGGCAGCUUGCUGCGCAUCAUAAAGAAGAUCUAUGCAGAAGGCGCGACCGAAGCGCCCUUCUCUGGUGACGCCCGUCGCAGAGCCGCACGGAGUGCUGCGAUGCAGUCUGCCAAUCUGAGCACGAGCGCUAUUCAGAACCAGGCCAUCGCCGAGGGUGCCACGGCUGCCUCUCCCGUCCCUACGUCGCCCAACCCAAGCGUGGCGGCUCAGACGACGAGCAAGCUCCUGACGCAAUACCCGCUCUUCAAGUUCUACAGGGGCUUCACCGUCACGGUGCUGGGCAUGAUUCCUUACGCCGGCACGUCCUUUCUCGUCUUUGGCCGAUGCAAGACGCUGCUCCAGACGGCGUUCCCUGCUCCGUUAUCGACUGACGAUGACGCCUUGCGGCAAAGAAGGCGGUGGUGGUGGCCCUCCAAGACGAUUGUCGACCUCGGUGCGGGCGCUCUGGCUGGUGCCAUCUCGCAGACAGCCGCCUACCCGUUCGAGGUCAUCCGCCGUCGGCAGCAGGUCGGCGGCAUCAUCCGACCGGGCAACAUGCUCGGCAUGUCCGAAACCGCCCUCUGGAUCUGGAGGACGAGCGGCUGGCGAGGCUUCUACGUCGGCCUCAGCAUCGGCUUCUUGAAGGUCGUACCCAUGACCAGUAUUAGUUUCGCCGUUUGGCUAGCGAUGAAGCGCCAGAUGGGCAUCUGAUUUCGUGUUCCCGCACUGCAACACAUGUAUACACCCUAGAGAAGGAUCGCUCAAUCUUCAUUCAAUGCUUU